This is a messenger RNA of Magallana angulata, 3399 nucleotides long. Its product is annotated as microcephalin-like. Gene Ontology annotation, biological process: mitotic cell cycle. Bases 89 to 2953 code for a protein of 954 amino acids. The record is from RefSeq and is a predicted model, not a curated record. The transcript is spliced from 13 exons. NCBI's taxonomy places the organism in Eukaryota, Metazoa, Mollusca, Bivalvia, Ostreida, Ostreidae.
CUCCUUCACUUCCGCAGCGCAAAUUUCAAAGAGACGGAAGACUCCGAAGAGAUAGUUGUGUUGCAAAACACACACUGACACAGCGAAAAUGAAGCAUGGAAAAGAGGGACAGAAAAAGAAAUCAACAACACCAAAAAAUGUCAAAUCUGUUAUGUCCAAACAAAUGUCUUCUGCAACCAGCUCUGGACACCAUUCCAAUCAAAAGUUAGAUGAAAGAAAGAGUAAGGUGGCUUUUGCACUGAAUAACAAUGACCAAAUUAUUUCUCUGGAAGAUGGUGUUGAUAUGGAGGAUCAACUACCUGCUACACAGCCUGUUGAUGACAGAGUUUUAAAAGAUGUUGUGGCCUAUGUAGAAGUUCGAUCCACCAAUGACAAUAGAAGUAAAGCCAUCUGUCGAGAACUGGUGCAGCUUGGUGCAGUUGUUGCAAAGACUUUCACAGAUGAUGUGACUCACGUUGUUCUGAAAGAAGGCAGCAAGCGCACUAUCAACAAGGCCACAAAGAAAGGAGUCCACUUAGUCUCGGUCCUGUGGGUUGACAGUUGUAAGCAAAACCAGAACCAUGUGAAUGAGAGACAUUAUCCAGCCAUGCUUCCUGAUCGGAAAGGCACACCUCUUUAUAUUGCCAAGCUUAAAAAAGCCAAAUCAAUGCAGCCUCGUGACUUUGAGGAUGAUCUAGCAUCUAGUGCUGAGAGAUUUGCCAAAAAGAAGAAAAAGCUGGAAAUGGACCGUUUAAAGUCAACAGAAACCACCCCAUGUAAUUCUCCUCUGCUGGGGGCUGUCCUUGUGGAGGACACACAACCGAGAGGGUCACCCUUUCCGAGCAGUGAGACCCAUACUCCAAUCAGACUGGCCAUUCCCGACACGCCUCCAAGCAUGAGAGCCAAGAUGAAGGAGCUCAACAAACAAGACAACAACACAGAAGAUGGAAAUAUAUCAGAGAAUCAAUAUGAAAAACCAGAAUUUGAUGAACCUCUUCAGAGGAGACUAUUUACUGGUUUAGGAGGAAUGGACUGUCAGAGUCCAGAGACAGCCACCACAGAUAAGACCACUCCAGCCCAAAUUCCCAGUCCAGUAGGAACAUUGACCCCUAAAGAAACCAAGGUCAGGGUCAGCUGUAGGCGAAAAUCAGUUGCUUCUGUAUGCUUCAAAGACAACAUUGAAAACUUGCAGAAAAGAAAAGAUGAAGCAUCAAGAAAUUCCUUGCCUGAAAUUACUAACAAGGAAGAGAAAGUGAAAAAGAGAGCAACACAAAGAAGAAAAUCAAUGGCCGCUCUAUCCAAGACGCAGGCUGAAAGUGAGGAAGUGUUACAGAGGAGAGUGAGCACUAGGAGAAGGUCGGUAAUGAUAGCCCCGAUGGAGUCCAAAACGGAAACUAGAAAUCCUGAAAAGCAGUCCAAGAAAUCCCUGGAGAAGAUAGAGAUGUUUCUGGAAUCUGAUAGGAAUGCAAGUAAAGAUAAUGCUGCAUGUAUAGCAGACGAUACUGAAACCUUGUGUGAUAACAAUUCUGAAAGUGAGAAAUGUGGUGAAAAUUGUGAAAAUCCAUCUGAAACUGUAGAAGAUAAAUAUAACCAUGCUCCAGUUGAUGAAAGAAACAGUAAAAUGUUUACAAAAACCAAGAGUAGGAGGAGAUCAUCAAUGAUUGCUGCAAAACAUAUAGAGAAUUUGCUGGAUGAUGGCAAUUUGGACACAGAUGUUCAACCUGCCAAAAAUCAGAAUGCUUCUAAAAACAUGGAUGUGAAAAUACUGAAGCCUAAAAAGAGACUAUUGGCAGCUUAUGAUAUGGAACCUCAUUCAUUUCUAAUUGAACCAACAAUGUGUUCUGAAAAAGUCUUCAGUAAACUUCUAGACAAUACACCAGAUAGCACAUCCACACAGGUGACGAAAAAAGACAAAAAAUUGCAAGGCCGCAAAAGGAAGAACCACUCUGUAGACGAAUCACAGAACACCCCGAAAAAAUGUCGAAAAAGUAAUGAAAAGUCAGAAAGCUACUCAAAUUCCAAAGCUACCAGUAGUGCAAUUUCAGAAAAUGAAAGCUCACUUGUAACACAAAAUCUGAAUAAAGAACAAGAUGUGAGCAGAGAAGUGUCAGAAAAUGAGAGCACACUUGGUUCCUCAAUGUCCGUUGUUUUCAGUGAAUCCGCGUGCUCCAAUCUUUUCAAUAUGACUAGGCCAAGGCAGAGCAUCGAUGAAUUUAAUUUACGCACCAAGUUCAAUAGCAAGAAGGUGAGAAGAAAGAAGAAGGCUCUAUCAGAUUCGGCAUUCUCCUCACUGAAUACUGGGAGUGAUUCAAGUUCUACUGCGGAGGAGGACAAAAAAGUCAGGAAAAUGAAGCGGAAUCCAUCGUUUACAAAAACCAGUCCCCAACGACCUUCACUUGUGAUGACCAGUCUGCACUCGCAUGAACAAGAUGUUGUGAUAUCUGUGGUGAAGAAGUUGAAAGGUUUCACAAUAACAGAUCACGUGAAUGAUUCGACUACACAUGUGGUUUGCGGUGGCCCGCGUAGAACACUGAACAUUCUGCAUGGCAUCACUAGGGGAUGCUGGGUACUAAGGAAGGAAUGGGUCAUGGAGUCUCUGGAAGCCAAGAAGUGGUUACCUGAGGAAGGCUACGAGGUCACUGACUGGUUCCCGUCAGCUCAGGAAACUAGGUUUAGUCGACAAACAUCACAAGAGAAUGCGCCUCAGCUGUUGUUCUCCUCCAUGGGUGUUUUCUAUGUCACCCCAAAGGCUGUCCCACCCAGACAUCAUCUGAUGGAACUGAUUCAAAGAUGUGCUGGAAAGGUUACCAGUUCUUCAUCAAAAGCAGACAUAUAUGUGGGAUCUGAUUUUUUACCAGAAAAGACCAGUGUAAAUCCCCUUUGGAUAUUAGACUGUGUGACACAAAACCGUGUCAUGUCGAUGGAUUCCUACCUACUUGGUCGACCAAAAAGAGAAAGUAGUCCAGAAUAUUAGUCCUAGCAGUGCAAAACAAUACCUCAAGGAUAGAAAGUUUAUCCUGCUACCUAUACUUAAAAUCUUUCAUAAACAUUCAAUAUCCUCAUCAUUUUGAAUUAACAAUAAUGCAUGUAAUUGUAUUCAAGUUGUUUAUAUUGAUGAAUGCAAACAUUUAAUGAAUUCUUAAAUUCAGAUGAAUAAAAUGUCAGAAGCCUUUUACAGGUACAUGCAAAGUAAUACAUUACCAAUUAUUCAAAAGCAGCUGAGGAAGUAAAAUAGAUUUGGUCAUGCAAACUAAUCCUUUGUAGCUGAUGCUAUUAUUUUUUUCUUUAUGUAUUUUAUACCUAUAAAUUAUAAUUUAUGUGAUGGUAUUUUGUGGUCAUACUCAAAUGAGAUGAAUGUAAAAAUUGAUCAUGAAUUUGACAAUAAAUGUCUAUAAAAAAAUGAAAAAAAAGUCUAGUUUU